Messenger RNA from Morone saxatilis (striped sea-bass), 2255 nucleotides. It is a transcript of the gene ugdh, whose product is annotated as UDP-glucose 6-dehydrogenase. Bases 241 to 1731 code for a protein of 496 amino acids. NCBI's taxonomy places the organism in Eukaryota, Metazoa, Chordata, Actinopteri, Moronidae. The record is from RefSeq and is a predicted model, not a curated record. The transcript is spliced from 12 exons. Gene Ontology annotation, molecular function: NAD binding; UDP-glucose 6-dehydrogenase activity. Gene Ontology annotation, biological process: glycosaminoglycan biosynthetic process. Gene Ontology annotation, cellular component: nucleus; cytosol.
CGCCGCUCGGCGUCAUGAAGGAGGUGUCGGUACCUUGGCAGAAGUACCUCAGUUUAGGUAGAGGCAGAGCAGGAGAAGUUGUAGGACAAGCCCCGGUGGUGUGAGGUUGUCCGUCGAGCUGUGGUCCAAGUGUCAGUCUACGGUGUUUAUAAGUGAUCAUAAGCGGACAGUGGAGCCGGGACCGACGUGCUGUCUGACAGAGGAGCUAACACCGUCUGAAGUUGUGUCGAGUUGGCAGAGAUGUUUCAAAUAAAGAGGAUCUGUUGCAUUGGUGCUGGGUACGUAGGAGGCCCAACAUGCAGUGUGAUCGCCAACAUGUGUCCAGAGAUCACGGUGACUGUCGUGGAUGUCAAUGAGUCUCGUAUCAAAGCCUGGAACUCGGACACUCUGCCCAUAUACGAGCCGGGUCUGAAAGAGGUGGUUGAAUCAUGCAGGGGAAGAAAUUUGUUUUUCUCCACAGACAUCGACUCAGCCAUCAGGGAUGCAGACCUCGUCUUUAUCUCCGUUAACACCCCAACCAAGACCUAUGGGAUGGGGAAGGGUCGUGCGGCGGACCUCAAGUUCAUUGAGGCGUGUGCUCGGCGGAUUGUGGAGGUGUCUGAUGGCUACAAGAUUGUCACAGAGAAAAGCACAGUCCCAGUUCGAGCUGCUGAGAGCAUUAGACGGAUAUUUGAUGCCAACACCAAGCCCAGCCUCAACCUACAGGUGCUGUCCAACCCAGAGUUCCUUGCAGAGGGAACAGCAGUGCGGGACCUGAAGGAGCCAGACCGCGUCCUGAUUGGUGGUGACGAAACAGCCGAAGGUCAAAGGGCAAUCAGAGCGCUGUGUGCCGUCUACGAACACUGGGUCCCCAAAGCGCGAAUCAUCACCACCAACACGUGGUCGUCCGAGCUUUCCAAACUGGCAGCGAAUGCAUUCCUUGCACAGCGAAUCAGCAGCAUCAACAGUAUCAGUGCUCUGUGCGAGGCCACCGGGGCCGAUGUGGAGGAGGUUGCCAAGGCAAUUGGUAUGGACCAGAGAAUAGGCAGCAAGUUUCUCAAGGCCAGCGUGGGUUUUGGUGGAAGCUGUUUCCAGAAGGACGUGCUGAACUUGGUGUACCUGUGCGAGGCCCUCAACCUGCCUGAGGUAGCCUCCUACUGGCAGCAGGUGAUUGACAUGAAUGAGUACCAGAGGCGGCGGUUUGCCUGCAGGAUCAUCGACUGCCUCUUCAACACUGUUACUGGUAAAAAGAUUGCUCUGCUGGGCUUCUCCUUCAAAAAAGACACCGGCGACACGAGGGAGUCGUCCAGUAUCUACAUCUCUAAAUAUCUGAUGGAUGAGGGAGCCAAGCUGUUCAUCUAUGACCCCAAAGUUCUUAAGGAGCAAAUCAUUCAUGACCUUUCCCAGCCCAACAUCUCGGAGGACAACCCAGAAAGAGUGUCGGAGCUUGUGACUGUGACAUCAGACCCUUAUGAGGCCUGCCAGAGCGCACAUGCAUUGGUCAUCUGCACUGAGUGGGACAUGUUUAAGGAACUAGACUAUGAGAAGAUUUACAAGAAGAUGCUGAAGCCGGCCUUCAUAUUUGAUGGUCGCAGGGUGCUGGACCACCUUCACCCUCACCUCCAGGACAUCGGCUUCCAGAUCGAGACCAUCGGCAAAAAAGUGACCACAACAAGAAUCCCCUACACCCCAGCAGCUGCUUGUCCUCGCAUCACUGCCACCGAACCUCCCACCAAGAAAGCCAAAGCCUAGACCUCACUUCACCCCCACGCACAUGCAGCACAUUCCUCUCUCAACCUUUUUAAUUACUGGUGAAACAUUUCACUGAGGUCCAACCCCUCUGCUGUUGGCACACGCCUAAUGAUCAAAAAAGGCCAAAACAGUGCGACUGAUCGCUCGCCUGCAGGAGGUUGGAUGAGAGGAAGACGUUGAGCCUUUUGUAUGAAUGUGAUCCAUGAAUGUGUUCAACUCUUUGGAGGAAGUUUAGUGAUAAACCAUUCCUGACACAGAAACCGUUAAUUUUAUACAUUUCGAUGUCAAGUAACAUUUGUCAACCAAACAUUUCAGAUGCAGUUAUAAAUGCACCAUCUGUUGAUUGCAAAAGAACACUAUUAGUGUUAGUUUUCUUACAGUAUUUACUCUAUAAUCAAGUAUUGUUGCAAAAUUUUAUACUAUUUUUAAAAUAUUUUUAUAAAUCAUACUGUUCAAUCUUACUGUUAAUGUUAAUCAGUGUUUGUCGUCUGUAUCAGUUACUGUUUACUAAAAACAUCAAUGCA